GCCGAACCCGGGUUGCUCCCAUCUCACUCACCGUAACGGAGCUCGCCAUGCUGACCUCGACGCUAUCAAUCACCAAGAGGAUGUCUCGUAGCGGUUCGACCGCCAUUAAGAGAACUCAAACAAUAGCGCGACAUAUGAUGUCUACGAGCUCAAGUCCGCCUCAGCAAGAGGAACCGUCUGUACUAUUCGAAUCUCUUCUCGCGGCAAGAACGUACAAAUUAAAUCGCCCAGCAAAACUCAAUGCCUUGGACCAUACUAUGAUUGGACUGUUGAGAUCAAAAGUCGAGAAUUGGAACACGUCUGACUUAUGUGCAGCCAUAUGGGGUUCGGGAGAAGGCAGGGCAUUCUGUGCAGGGGGUGAUGUCGACGGUGAAUGACAAUGCAUGGUUGUGAUGUUUACCACCCUCAAUGAACCAUAUACAGGUGUUGUCCGAGAUGCUGCCGAUCCGAGUACCAGACCAAGAGCGAUUCAAUUCUUCAAAUCCGAGUUUGAACUGGAUUAUAUCCUUGCAGCUCUUUCCAAGCCAUACAUCGCGAUUAUGGACGGCAUAACGAUGGGGGGUGGCGUAGGAUUAUCUAUCCCAGCUACUUUCAGAGUAGCGACUGAAAAGACCGUUUUUGCUAUGCCCGAAACAAAGAUAGGGUAUUGUCCCGAUGUUGGAGCAAGCUUUUUCUUGUCCAGACUUGAUGGUGAGAUGGGAACAUACCUAGCUCUGACGGGCGAUACCUUGAGAGGGAGAGCGGUGUUUGAGCAUGGUUUCGCUACGCAUUUCAUCCCCUCUCGACGAGUGCCCAUGGUGCUGGAGAGUGUUUCAGCGCUUGAUAAUACCUCGAGCAUCCAAAAAUCAUCGCAAGAGGACUAUUAUAAACGAAUUAACGAAAUCAUCGAGGAGAACGCAUCGGAGGCAGAACACUCGGGGGCCUUCGUUUCAGAGUUUGUUGGUGCGAAGCGUGCUGCCAUUGACUUUGCAUUCCGACACGAUGAAGUCGAGAAGAUUUAUGAGGAUCUCCGAACGCUCCGAAAUCACCGUGACCUUGCAAUAAGCAAAUGGGCGUCUACCACUCUCGACACCCUGGAUUUCCGUAGUCCGACUAGUUUGAAGGUGGCUCUGCGGGCGAUUCGUAGCGGAAGGACCAAAAGCCUCGUCCAAGCGCUAAAUAUGGAAUUGCAGAUCGCUAUUGCAUGUUGCAGCGGGGCAACGCCGGACUUCAAGACUGGUGUGGAAGCUGUUCUCGUCACUAGAACGAAAGAGCGUCCCAAUUGGUCUCCGUCUACCCUCGAAGAGAUAACUCCAGAGAAGGUCGAUGAUUUUUUCAAUGGCAAGUACAUCACAGACAAGGACAGGCUCGAGAUUCCGGAACCGUUCGCCUCUAACACGAUAUCAAAACCGAGCCGUUUUGCCUUGCCCACGGAAAUUGAGAUUCGGGAUGUGGUCACAGGAAGUCAUGUCACGAGCAGCGGCUCUGGCGUAACCCAGGAUGAAUUGGUUGCCAAAAUUACCGACCUAUACAACGGGAAAAUGGGCGUAAAGGAGAAGGUGUUGGAGGUGAUAGCUCGUAAAUGCGAAACCACAGACAAUGCAGAUGGUAAUCGCGUCUGGAUGAAGUGGGUCCACUCAACGGAGGCCCCGCAAUGAUUGGAUCAGACGUUAGAACCUGUUGAUGUUGGUCCAUAUACUUCUCCUGACGACAAACUUUACAGCGCAAAUCUGGGUAGUAGAGAUGCCAUCAUAGUCAUCAUAUGUCAUCAUAUGUCUAUGCACUCUGCAAUGUGUAUCGCUGUGCAAAUCUCUCCUGAUGUCAGGUUCAGUUAGGUUCAGUUACAUCUAUGUAUACCGUCAGCUGUACCUUACUAAACCGAUCUAGCCGAUCUGGCCAGUAUUCAAAGAACGAGUAUGAC
Molecule: messenger RNA, 1900 nt
Organism: Marasmius oreades (fairy-ring Marasmius)
Lineage: Eukaryota; Fungi; Basidiomycota; Agaricomycetes; Agaricales; Marasmiaceae
Exons: 7
Coding region: 384-1637 (417 amino acids)
Biological process (GO): L-valine catabolic process
Cellular component (GO): mitochondrion
Molecular function (GO): 3-hydroxyisobutyryl-CoA hydrolase activity
Source: RefSeq, a predicted model, not a curated record